AUGAGUUCAAUUCUCGAUGUUCUAGAAAAACCCUUGUCUGAUGAAGAUAUAAUUAAAAAGGACUACCACACAUAUACACCAUAUCUUCAGUCAUACAACAAUAAUGAUGAAAUUAGAAUUUCAAUACAAAAUCAAGAUUUAUAUGUCUUACCUGGAGAAAGUUUUAUAUAUGUAGAAGGAUUCGUUAAAGAUGCAACUAAUACAAAAUUAGUACCUUCUUCAUCCAAUUUUAAAUUAAGGAAUAAUUUUGUCGCAUAUCUAUUUGACGAAAUCCGUUAUGAACUCAAUGGGAUUGAAAUUGAUCAUACCCGACAUUUGGGGAUAUCAAGCACCAUAAAAAACUUGGUUUCUUUAUCACCAACGGAUAGUAAUGGGAUGCUCAAUGCUGCAUGGAAUAAAAUAGAUGAUGUAGAUCUUGUAAAUGGUUAUUUCAAUUUCUAUGUGCCCCUAAAGAUAUUAUUAGGAUUCGCUGAAGAUUAUAAUAAAAUAAUAUUAAAUGGUAAACAUGAGCUGAUUCUGUUACGUAAUAAGAAUGAUGCAGAUCUAGUAUAUUCAAGUGUUUCCACAGAAAAAGGAAAAAUGACGAUAUCAAACAUCUCAUGGAGAAUUCCACAUGUACAAUUAUCUGAUUUUAGUAAAUUGAAUAUUAUUAAAACAAUAAACAGUGGUGCCUCUAUACCAAUCGCAUUUCGUAGCUGGGAUUGUCAUAUUAAUCCACUACUCAACAUUGGAACCAAUCAUAUCUGGAAUGUUAAACUAGCUGCAAAUAGAGAGCGCCCUCGCUUUGUAUUGGUUGCUUUUCAAAAUGAUGAUAAAUUUGUUCAUUGUGAUCUAACUAAUAUGAAAGUGCAUUUAAAUUCAGAAUCAUAUCCAUAUGACGAUCUGAAUGUAAAAUUUAAAAAUGAACGCUUUGCAAUUCUGUAUGAUAUGUAUCUAAGAUUUCAACAAAACUACUACAUGAAAGAUCCUCAACCACUACUAACAUCUCAAGAGUUUAAAAAUAAAGCACCGAUAAUUGUAAUAGAUGUCAGUCACCAAAAUGAAUCUAUCAGCAGUGGACCUAUUGAUAUAAAAAUUGAAUUUGAAACAUCUACAAAUAUUCCAGCAAACACAUCAGCAUACUGUAUUCUCAUUCACGAUCGUAUAAUUGAAUACAUACCUUUGAAAGGACAAGUUCGAAAAGUCUUAUAA
Calliphora vicina (urban bluebottle blowfly) is the source of this 1191-nucleotide messenger RNA. RefSeq lists its product as uncharacterized. Bases 1 to 1191 code for a protein of 396 amino acids. The transcript has a single exon. Lineage: Eukaryota; Metazoa; Arthropoda; Insecta; Diptera; Calliphoridae. The record is from RefSeq and is a predicted model, not a curated record.